ACGGGGCGGGGCCACGGGGCGGGGCCACGGCUGACCGGUAACUAAAGGCCCCGCUUACCUCCCAGGCUGAGGGACCUUAGUGCUCCUGGGACUCGGACGUGCCGUGGAGAUGGGCCUUUACGGAAGGGGCAAGAGCUGCUUGGCGGCCGGCUUGCUGAAGGACCGAUUGGCAAUCGUCACCGGCGGGGCCACGGGUAUCGGAAAGGCCAUCGCCACCGAGCUCCUGAACCUGGAGUGUAAUGUGGUCAUUGCAUCUCGUAACUUUGAUAGAUUAAAAUCGACUGCAAAAGAACUGAAAGCCAGCCUGCCCCACACCAACCAGGCUCAGGUCACUCCCAUAAAAUGCAACAUUCGCAAAGAAGAGGAGGUGAACAGUUUGAUCAAAUCCACCUUAGAUAUUUAUGGUAAGAUCAAUUUUUUGGUCAACAAUGGAGGAGGCCAGUUCAUGUCUUCUGCAGAACACAUCAGUGCAAAGGGAUGGCAUGCUGUGAUCGAAACCAACUUGACGGGCACUUUCUACAUGUGCAAAGCAGUUUACAGCUCGUGGAUGAAAGAACAUGGAGGGUCUAUUGUCAAUAUCACUAUCCUUACUAAGAAUGGAUUCCCAGGAUUUGCGCACAGUGGAGCUGCCAGAGAAGGUGUUUAUAACCUCACCAAAACCUUAGCUGUGGAAUGGGCCAGCAGUGGAAUAAGGAUCAACUGUGUUGCCCCUGGCAUCAUUUAUUCCCCGACUGCUGUUGACAACUAUGGUCCUUUAGCAGAAGACCUUUUUACUGCGUACUUUAAGAGAAUCCCAGCUAAGCGAAUUGGAAUUCCUGAGGAGAUCUCCCCGAUAGUCUGCUUCCUGCUGUCUCCAGCAGCUUCCUUUAUCACUGGACAGUUGGUGGAGGUGGACGGGGGCCAGUCUCUAUAUACGCAAGUAUUUGAUGUACCAGAUCAUGACAACUGGCCUGAGGGAGCAGGGGACAUUUCUGUUGUCAAAAGGAUGAAGGAAUCUUUCAAGAAUAAAUCCAAGCUCUAAGCCAAGGAAACUAGAGGUGUCUUUUGUCCCCAGAUGCCUUAACAUCUCAAGAAUACACUUUGGUACUUUAUAAGAGCUAAUAAUUUGCAUGGAACAAUUGCUUUCUGCCUUUUUAAUGUUAUCAAUCAUGCCUGUGCAAAAACUAUUUCUGAAAUUAAAGCAUUUUUAAGUCCCAACCAAUACGGUUGAGCCUGUGAUAAAAGAUUUUUUGAGGAAUGGACUUAACACACUUUAUGAUUUACUUUUUAUUUCUAAGAAAAAACAUUUGAAAAAUGCAAUAAUUUCGAAUUAAAAAUGGAGGUAUCAUCAUCUCCCAAAAGAUUUUGCUAUUUAAUUGGAAAGGUGGGCAAUAAAUUUAAAUUGUGACAGUGUUGUGAUUCUUAAAACGAGAGAUACACAGUGACUCAUUUCUUAUGGCAAAUAUUUUUGGAUCAGUAAAGCCUUAUUGGUGAUUAUCAACAUGUGAUUUGUUUUGUUCAUGAAGUCAAAUUUGUAUAAGCCUUCUUAAUUCAAAAGAAAAAUAAAGUUAUCUGUAGUAUUUCUUUGCAGUA
This is a messenger RNA of Lynx canadensis (Canada lynx), 1572 nucleotides long. It is a transcript of the gene PECR, whose product is annotated as peroxisomal trans-2-enoyl-CoA reductase. Gene Ontology annotation, cellular component: peroxisome. Bases 110 to 1021 code for a protein of 303 amino acids. The record is from RefSeq and is a predicted model, not a curated record. Gene Ontology annotation, biological process: phytol metabolic process. Gene Ontology annotation, molecular function: trans-2-enoyl-CoA reductase (NADPH) activity. The transcript is spliced from 8 exons. NCBI's taxonomy places the organism in Eukaryota, Metazoa, Chordata, Mammalia, Carnivora, Felidae.